AUGUCCUUUGACUCCCCGUAUAACCGUAAUGUGUACAUUGCAAGUCUCCCGCCCAACUACACGGAUUCGGAGUUACACGCCUUGUUUGCCCCCUUUGGGAAAAUUUUGUCCACAGCUCUUGUGAAGGACAAGAACACAGGGCUCUGUAAAGGUUACGGAUUUGUGCUGAUGGAACGCUUCCAAGAUGCAUACAAUGCAGUGAUUGCUCUCCAGGGGCACAGUAUUGCCCAUACACGUGUGCAGGUGCGCCUGGCCCGACCAGAGGCGUCAGCAAAGCGAGUUUGUCCCCUUGUUUAUCAGCAAGCCUUGAUAUACGAUGCAGCGUCACCGACGUAUUUAUUUUUGCUCCCCCAACCAUACAUAUUGAGCCAGUGA
Molecule: messenger RNA, 375 nt
Organism: Trypanosoma rangeli
Lineage: Eukaryota; Euglenozoa; Kinetoplastea; Trypanosomatida; Trypanosomatidae
Product: RNA-binding protein
Exons: 1
Coding region: 1-375 (124 amino acids)
Molecular function (GO): RNA binding
Source: RefSeq, a predicted model, not a curated record